ACACAACUGAAAUCGCACCCUGUAUUUUGAAGGCUUCACCGACAGAUCAGCAGCUGAACAGGCUUGCGAGGAGACUGGGACCCGAAUGGGAGCAUAUAGUUCUGUGCUUGGGUUUGUCCCAUACUGACAUCUAUCGAUGUAAAGUCAAUCACCCUCACAACCUGCAGUCACAGAUCGUGGCUGCCUUGGUCCUGUGGAGACGGCGUUUGGGGAAAAAAGCAACGAUCCGAAGCCUGCAAGCCGGGCUGAUGGCAGAAGAAGUGGAUCCUUCUGUGAUACAGUACAUGCUUGAGUAAAGCCUUACUAUUGCUUGGGAGCUUUCAAGUACUUCAUUAAAUUAAUUAAAGAGCAUUCAUUGAAAUGUAUGUGGAAGAUUGGACGCCUCAAACUGGAAAAAAUGGGGUUGGGAACUGGGGUUUUACUAAGCUUAAACAUUCCAGUUUUCUGUGGCAUCUUGUGACUUGUAAUUCUUUUCAUGCCAGAUUAAUUUUUAGCAGGCAUUAAAAAA
Eurypyga helias (sunbittern) is the source of this 508-nucleotide messenger RNA. Its product is annotated as death domain-containing protein CRADD-like. The annotation marks the transcript as partial. Gene Ontology annotation, molecular function: death domain binding. Gene Ontology annotation, biological process: signal transduction. The transcript has a single exon. The record is from RefSeq and is a predicted model, not a curated record. Lineage: Eukaryota; Metazoa; Chordata; Aves; Eurypygiformes; Eurypygidae.